UUAACACAGAUGCAUCCAUUGACAACUUAACACAGAUGGAUGUGAAAGACUCAAAUGACGUUCAGAGUGGUUUGUAUGACUUCUGUUUCAUAAGUGACAACUCAGAAUGGGAGAAUAAUCUGAUGGAAGAAUUGCAGGAAAGGAUACCAGAUAUCAAGUGCACCAGGAAGCAAGAUUUGAGUAAACUCAACAAAGACAAUUUAAUUACAAAGAUAGAGAAAAGCAAGAAAGUAAUUCUAGGAUUUUCAACACAAUCAGUGACUCUGCAUUCAAAUUCUGCUGCAAAUGUUGUCGAAGAAAUGCUGGUUGAAAAUACACUUCAUCAUGCUAAGUUGAUACCAGUGAAAAUAUCAGAAGAUGCUUUUGUACCUCCUGAUUUCAAAUUGUUUACUGUGGCCAAUGGAUGGGAAAAACAGUUUGUUGAAAAGUUGGAAGAAACCUAUGAUAAAUCUAUGAAAACCUACAGUGACAGUUCAUACGAUCCCGAAGAUCAGGAUAUGAAGAGGAGUGGCUCAGAAACAUCUCUAUCAAGCUUCAGCUCUGGUUAUAGCACUGGAACUGACAUGACCUCAGAAUCAACAGAACCAGAAGGUGAUUAAAUUCUUUCACUUAGCAGUUUAGUAGGAAAUGUUUUUAUAUACUAUGUGUGUGGUGAAAUU
This is a messenger RNA of Anneissia japonica, 659 nucleotides long. RefSeq lists its product as uncharacterized. The transcript is spliced from 3 exons. Lineage: Eukaryota; Metazoa; Echinodermata; Crinoidea; Comatulida; Comatulidae. The coding region runs from base 36 to 599 and encodes 187 amino acids. The record is from RefSeq and is a predicted model, not a curated record.